GAGCCGGCUGAACGCCUCGGCCGCUCCGCAGCGCCACAUCCGCCUCGGCGGCUCCGGGAGCGGGGCGGGGGGACUGGCGGGCUCCGGCCGGCACGGAGCGGGGAAAAGRGGCUGAAAUCGGCCCCGGCCCGGAGGAUCGGCUCCUGCCCGCCGGGAGAGCCGCGUUCCGCCGACGGGCGGAUCAUGGCUGACUGGGCCCCCAUAGCGAAGGAGUACGAUCCCCUCAAGGCCGGCAGCAUCGAUGGCACGGACGAGGAGCCCCACGACCGCGCCAUAUGGCGGGCGAUGCUGGCACGGUACGUACCCAACAARGGCGUCACGGGAGAUCCUCACCUCACACUCUUCGUAGCCAGGCUCAAUCUCCAGACCACCGAAGAGAAGUUAAAGGAGGUCUUUUCCCGUUAUGGAGACAUCAGAAAGAUCCGUCUGGUUCGAGACCUCGUCACGGGAUUUUCCAAGGGUUAYGCGUUUAUCGAGUACAAAGAGGAGCGCGCGCUCUUGAAGGCCCACAGAGAUGCCAACAGGCUGGUCAUCGACCAGCAUGAGAUCUUUGUAGAYUUUGAACUGGAAAGAACUCUCAAAGGAUGGAUUCCCCGGAGGCUUGGWGGUGGGUUUGGAGGCAAAAAAGAAUCCGGGCAGCUGCGGUUYGGAGGACGGGACAGACCUUUCCGAAAGCCCAUCAAUUUGCCAAACAUGAAAAAUGAUUUCUAUGGAGAAGGAUCGUCAGAGAAAAGAAACUGGUCUCGUGAGGGAACAAGGGACUGGAGAACAAGGGAGCGGGACCACGAGMGGAGCAGGGACAAACGCUGGCCAGAAAGGGAGCGGUCAUGGGCUUGGGGUGACAGUGAGAGAGAGAGGGACUCCAGAGAAGAGAGGAGCAGGGGCAGGGAGAGGAAGGACAGAGACAGGAAGGACAGGGACAGAGACCGGAGCAGGGAGAGAGAUGSCAAGAAGCAAAGAGAUGAUGAUAAGCACCGAUAGGUGACCGUGCCUUGUCCCUGGGGUGUGUCACCCACGGUUCCAGCAGCUCGGGGCUGUGACAGCAUGCCCAGAAMAAGCUGUGGUGGUGCCAUCUUGUGCCUGUGACUCUGCUGCCAGCAGCUCUCUGUUCCUAAUGCAGUUCAAAUGUGUGUUGAAUUGUUGUUUAGAGAAAAUAAACUUUUGAAUUCAUGUUUUUAAACUGGUGAAGGCUGUAAGGAAUGCACCGUGUGUGCAGGCAUCCCACUGAGCUGAGCACACACCAUGUCUGGGACCUGCCUGGGUGCCUGGGUUAGGGGUUAUCUGUGGGCCAGAUGUUCACCUUAGUUAUGAAACAGUCCUGUGCUGGACACAGGAACAGCAACAAACUGAAACUUCCAAAAAACAUGCCCCAAAACAGAACCUGAUGGGAAGCAGUUUGGUUUUUGUGAAGACACUGGAACAGGCAAGGCCUUCAGUGAUACUGUGCCCUUAACUAGUUGUGCCAGGUGAGGGAGAAGCAUGGAACAAAUCCACUGUGGGAAGAUGAAACUCCUUUGAACAGAGGAAUGUGCACCACAGGGCAGUAAGCAGGUCACAAAAUGCCUCAUGUUCCUGAUGGAUCCAUGGACAAUCCCUGAGGGAGGGUGUCAUGGGUAAAUGUGGUUGCAGCUGCACCCACUCUUUCCUCACCCUUCCACAAAGGGUUUAAAUCCRUUCUGGAAAGGGUUUAAAUCCAUUCUGGAAASAGUUUGCUGCUGGCUGUAGCUGAAYUGGGGAAAACAGAGGGCAAAACAUCUUUUUCAGGGGUAGGAUGUGUAAAUACAGACACAUCUUUUCCAUUAAGGAGCUUACAUUGCAUUCUAGAAAAGGCUCUGUCAUGUUCUUUGUCAUCAUAAGCCAUUCCUAAAUAUAUAAAGUGUUUUAAAUGGUAUUUCAUCAGUGUUUGGAUGGCUCUGGUCCUACACCUUGUCUGGUUUGAGGCUGUAUUUCCAUGAAGAGUUGUACACAGAUCCAUAGGCUGCAUCCCCCAAGAAGGGAUGGCAUUGCUUUCCACAAAAAAAAAAGGACAUAAGUCUUGCAGAAAUACGUGUUUUUC
This is a messenger RNA of Malurus melanocephalus (red-backed fairy wren), 2056 nucleotides long. RefSeq names its product small nuclear ribonucleoprotein U11/U12 subunit 35 (gene SNRNP35). Bases 184 to 981 code for a protein of 265 amino acids. The transcript is spliced from 2 exons. Lineage: Eukaryota; Metazoa; Chordata; Aves; Passeriformes; Maluridae. The record is from RefSeq and is a predicted model, not a curated record. Gene Ontology annotation, cellular component: U12-type spliceosomal complex; precatalytic spliceosome. Gene Ontology annotation, biological process: mRNA splicing, via spliceosome. Gene Ontology annotation, molecular function: snRNA binding; mRNA binding.